AUGAAUUCGUACUAUCAAAGUUUAAAUGUCGAUGGGCGGUUUUAUUUACGAGAAAAACUUGGUUAUGGUUCAUUUGGAGAAAUACAUAUUGCAGAAGACAAAAUAACUAAAAAAAGGGUGGCAGUAAAAGUAGAAGUAUGCUUGAGUCCCACACAUCGUCUAAUUACCGAAAAAGAAGUAUAUGAAUGCUUAAACAGUUCGAAUGAUGAAUCUAUGGUACCAAAGGCAAUAUGGUUUGGUACAUUAAGAAGUUAUAAAGCACUGGUCAUGGAAUUGAUGGGUCCGUCAUUGGAGACAUUAUUUAGAUUAUGUGAUCGCACGCUAUCAUUUAACACAAUUGCAUAUCUCGGCAUUCAAAUGCUUUCUUGCCUUGAAUUCCUUCAUUGCCAUUCUUAUUUGCAUCGUGAUGUUAAACCAUCGAAUUUUGUCAUGGGUGUUGGAAUAAAUUGUAAUAAUGUUUAUUUAAUCGAUUUCGAUGUAGCUAAAAAAUAUCGAGAUGAACGUGGAAAUCAUAUAGCUUAUGAGGAACAGAAGGAUUUUGUUGGGAAUGCUAAAUUUGCUUCCUUACGAACUUUUCUUCAACAAGGUUUAUCUCGUGCCGAUGACUUGGAAUCACUGGCUUAUAUACUUUUUUACUUUUUAAUGAAGGAUCUUCCGUGGCAAGAAGGCGACAGAAAUAAUAGGCAAAAAAUGAUUGAUUUAAGGCUCAGACUUACCGAUAUAUAUCCGUCAGUGCCAUCUGAAUUCAAGCGCUUUUUAUCCGUUUGUCGGACCAUGCAUUUUGAUGAAGAACCCAACUACGUCAAGUUGGAGUGUCUAAUAUGGAACAGAGAGACUGUUUUACACAAACCUGUGUUUGAAUGGUCCAAUCUUUCUUCUGAGAAGAUGAAAUUAAUUGAAUCAGGAAAAUUCGAAGCAGAUUUUUCAGAUUAUUAG
Molecule: messenger RNA, 936 nt
Organism: Dracunculus medinensis (Guinea worm)
Lineage: Eukaryota; Metazoa; Nematoda; Chromadorea; Rhabditida; Dracunculidae
Source: the annotation of a GenBank genome assembly